Molecule: messenger RNA, 1505 nt
Organism: Erpetoichthys calabaricus (reedfish)
Lineage: Eukaryota; Metazoa; Chordata; Cladistia; Polypteriformes; Polypteridae
Gene: gipc3
Product: GIPC PDZ domain containing family, member 3
Exons: 6
Coding region: 505-1440 (311 amino acids)
Molecular function (GO): protein binding
Source: RefSeq, a predicted model, not a curated record
AUUCGUUGCUGGGUGGGUUCGGCCAAGAGAGCCUCUGACCUGCGAAAUUCUAGAAGCAUUUGGCUCUUCUUCUAGAUAACGUUGCAGCGGGCCACAAGACACCUCGGUCGGUCAGGUGCAGGUGGCUCAAUGGCACUUGUUCAACAUUUCUGUGUAGGAAAGCCGGUGGGGCUUUUGUCACACCCCUGGAUGGGGUCCCAGAGAUUUAGAAGAAUGAAUGAACGCUGGCACCAUAAAAAGGGCGGCCGGUUUCCAGUGUUAGGCGCCCUUUGUUGUUAUGAGGUAAUCUGCUUGUAAUACGCCUUGUUUUUGUUGCCACCAUCUCAGGUAACGCCACUAAGAUCCGCUGCUCCCCAGGUGUUGGAUUUCUUCCUUGCAAGGGUAACCGUAUCUCGUGCCCCCGCUCCCUGCUUGAGAUCAUCAUUUAUUCAACAAGCUGGCAGGUAGGCCCUGACAAGACAGGACGGCAUCGCAGCGCUGGCUGGCAUCUGGCAACCGAGGCCGAUGCAGAACGGACCGUCACUCAUGAGCCCCCAGGUGCAGGGACAGCACAGGUCAGGGGACGGGCUGGCUCCCCAGGCGGCCCCAGCUCCCAGCCCCAGGCCCCGACUGGUCUUUCACACACAGCUGGCUCAUGGGAGUCCCACCGGACGCAUCGAAGGCUUCACCAACGUCAAGGAGCUCUACGCCAGGAUCGCCGAGGUGUUCGAAAUCUCGCCGGCUGAGAUCCUCUUUUGUACUCUGAAUUCCCACAAAGUGGACAUGCAGAAGCUGUUAGGGGGCCAGAUUGGUCUGGAGGACUUCAUCUUCGCCCAUGUCAGAGGACAGACCAAGGAAGUGGAGGUGACAAAGAGCGAGGACGCCCUGGGAUUGACCAUCACAGACAACGGCGCCGGCUACGCCUUCAUUAAGCGGAUCAAGGAGGGCAGCGUCAUAGAUCGGCUGAAGACAGUGUGUGUGGGCGAUCACAUCGAGGCCAUCAACGACCAGAGCAUCGUCGGCUGCCGCCAUUAUGAGGUCGCCAAGAUGCUUAAGGAACUCCCCAAGGGACAGCCAUUCACCCUGCGCCUGGUGGAACCGAAAAAAGCUUUUGAUAUGAUCGGCCAGAGGACGAAAUCUGCAAAGUUCAGCUGUGAGGCAAAAGUGGCCAGCGGCAGAGAGACGUUACGACUACGGUCAAAGGGGUCGGCCACAGUACAGGAAGCGCCAAAUGAAUUUGAAGAAAGGGCCACAAAGAAAGUGGAUGACCUCCUGGAGAGCUACAUGGGCAUUCGAGACAUUGAGCUUGCAUCCACAAUAGUGGAAGCAGGGAAGGACAAGAAGAACCCAGACGACUUUGCUGUGGCUCUCGACUCCGUCUUGGGCGACUUUGCUUUCCCUGAUGUGUUUCUCUUUGAUGUCUGGGGGGCCAUCGGAGAUGUGAAGACCGGAAGGAUUUAGCAAGGACAACCAGAAGACCCAUGUCUUAAUUGUGUCACCGUGAGAUUUCUUCUACUAUAUUUGUC